Messenger RNA from Dromiciops gliroides (monito del monte), 7439 nucleotides. It is a transcript of the gene RASGRF1, whose product is annotated as Ras protein specific guanine nucleotide releasing factor 1. Gene Ontology annotation, biological process: Ras protein signal transduction; positive regulation of GTPase activity. Gene Ontology annotation, cellular component: plasma membrane. The transcript is spliced from 27 exons. Gene Ontology annotation, molecular function: guanyl-nucleotide exchange factor activity; protein binding. NCBI's taxonomy places the organism in Eukaryota, Metazoa, Chordata, Mammalia, Microbiotheria, Microbiotheriidae. The record is from RefSeq and is a predicted model, not a curated record. The coding region runs from base 189 to 3959 and encodes 1256 amino acids.
AGGAGAGAGGGAGAGAGGGAGAGAGAGAGAGAGAGAGAGAGAGAGAGAGAGAGAGAGAGAGAGAGAGAGAGAGAGAGAGAGAGGGAGGCGCGGAUGGUUAGGCUCCUGCUUGUCAGGUAGUGAGUGUUUUCCUGGGUCCUAGUCUGAGAAAAUGUAAGAAUCCAGGAUCUUGUUGGCUUCCAAACACAAUGCAGAAAGGAAUACGGUUGAAUGAUGGUCAUGUAACCUACCUGGGGCUGUUGGCAAAGAAAGAUGGCACAAGAAGAGGUUAUCUGAGCAAGAGAAGCUCAGAUAACACAAAAUGGCAAACGAAGUGGUUCGCUUUGCUGCAAAACCUUCUCUUCUACUUUGAGAAUGACUCCAGUUCCAGACCCUCGGGAUUGUACCUGUUGGAGGGCUGCGUGUGUGACCGGGCACCAUCUCCCAAGCCAUCCCUCUCAGGAAAGGAAUCACUGGAGAAACAGCAUUAUUUCACAGUUAACUUCAACCAUGAGAAUCAGAAAACCCUAGAGUUGAGAACAGAAGAUGCUAAAGACUGUGAUGAAUGGGUAGCCGCGAUAACUCAUGCAAGUUACAGGAACCUGGCCACAGAGCAUGAAGCUUUAAUGCAGAAGUAUCUCCAUUUACUUCAAAUUGUGGAAACAGAGAAAACAGUUGCCAAACAGCUGCGACAACAGAUCGAAGAUGGGGAGAUUGAGAUUGAACGGCUGAAAUCAGAGAUUGCUUCCUUGCUCAAGGACAAUGACCGAAUUCAAUCAACCCAAACUGUCACACCCAAUGAUGAAGACAGUGACAUCAAGAAAAUCAAAAAGGUGCAAAGCUUUUUGCGGGGCUGGCUCUGCCGGAGAAAAUGGAAGACCAUUAUUCAGGAUUAUAUCCGGUCACCUCAUGCUGACAGCAUGCGGAAAAGAAACCAAGUGGUAUUUAGCAUGCUCGAGGCAGAAGCUGAAUAUGUCCAGCAACUGCACAUCUUAGUCAAUAACUUCCUCCGUCCCUUGAGGAUGGCUGCCAGCUCCAAAAAGCCUCCUAUUACCCAUGAUGAUGUCAGCAGCAUCUUCCUAAAUAGUGAAACAAUCAUGUUCUUGCAUCAGAUUUUUUACCAAGGCCUCAAAGCCCGGAUAUCUAGCUGGCCAACAUUAGUGCUUGCUGACCUAUUUGACAUACUGCUGCCUAUGCUGAAUAUCUACCAGGAGUUUGUGAGAAACCAUCAAUACAGCUUGCAGAUCCUAGCUCACUGCAAACAGAACAGGGACUUUGACAAACUCCUAAAGCAUUAUGAGGCAAAGCCAGAUUGUGAAGAGAGAACUCUGGAGACCUUUCUCACUUAUCCUAUGUUUCAGAUUCCCAGGUAUAUUCUGACAUUACAUGAACUUCUGGCACACACACCCCAUGAGCAUGUGGAGCGCAACAGUUUGGAUUAUGCAAAAUCAAAACUAGAGGAAUUGUCCAGAAUAAUGCACGACGAAGUGAGUGAAACUGAGAACAUUCGGAAAAACCUGGCAAUUGAAAGAAUGAUCAUAGAAGGGUGUGAAAUUCUCCUGGACACCAGCCAAACUUUUGUGAGACAAGGUUCCCUCAUCCAGGUGCCUAUGUCUGAAAAAGGAAAAAUCACAAGGGGCCGCCUGGGGUCACUGUCCUUAAAGAAAGAGGGAGAGAGACAAUGCUUUCUGUUUUCUAAGCACUUGAUUAUCUGCACUAGAGGCUCUGGUGGGAAGCUGCAUUUGACAAAGAAUGGAGUGAUCUCACUCAUUGAUUGUACCUUGAUGGAAGAACAAGAAAGUACAGAUGAGGAAAAUAAAACCUCUGGACAAGAUAUAGAUCAUUUGGAUUUUAAGAUUGUGGUGGAGCCUAAAGAUUCUCCAUCUUUCACUGUCAUCCUUGUGGCCUCCUCCAGACAAGAGAAAGCUGCCUGGACAAGUGACAUUAGUCAGUGUGUAGAUAAUAUUAGAUGCAAUGGCCUCAUGAUGAAUGCAUUUGAAGAAAAUUCCAAAGUCACUGUCCCUCAAAUGAUCAAGUCAGAUGCCUCCCUGUAUUGUGAUGAUGUCGACAUCAGAUUCAGCAAAACCAUGAACUCCUGUAAAGUCCUGCAGAUCCGCUAUGCUAGCGUGGGGCGACUUCUGGAAAGGCUCACAGACCUGAGGUUCCUGAGCAUAGAUUUCCUCAACACAUUCUUGCAUUCCUACCGGGUGUUCACAACAGCUGUGGUGGUUCUGGAUAAGCUCAUCACGAUUUAUAAGAAACCUAUCAGUGCAAUACCUGCAAGGUCACUGGAGCUCUUAUUUGCCAGCGGCCAAAACAACAAGCUUCUGUAUGGUGAACCUCCUAAGUCCCCAAGAGCUAAUCGCAAGUUCUCCUCCCCACCACCUCUGUCCAUUACCAAGUCAUCUUCACCAAGUAGAAGAAGAAAGCUUUCCUUAAACAUCCCCAUCAUCACUGGAGGGAAGGCCUUGGAUCUGGCUGCUUUAAGCUGUUCUUCAAAUGGCUAUGCAAGCAUGUAUUCUUCUAUGUCACCCUUUAGUAAGACCACGCUGGACAUCAGCAAAUUAUAUGUAUCCAGUAACUUUCCGAAUAAGAUACCUGAUGAAGGUGAAGGUACAGCUGAAAAAAUAGAAGACUCAAGUCCCAACAAACAAAGCUCAGAAGUCUCAGUAAGAGAGGAGUCUGAUAACGAUCAAAACCAGAGUGAUGAUGCAGACACAGAGACUUCACCAACUAAGUCUCCAACUACUCCAAAAUCGAUCAAAAGCAAAAAUGCUUCAGAAUUUUCACUAUUUUCUUAUAAUAAUGGAGUUGUGAUGACUUCUUGUCGAGAACUGGACAAUAACCGGAGUGCCCUCUCAGCUGCCUCAGCUUUUGCCAUAGCAACUGCUGGAGCCAAUGAGGGCACACCGAACAAAGAGAAGUACAGAAGGAUGUCAUUAGCAAGUGCAGGUUUCCCCCCUGACCAAAGGAAUGGAGAUAAAGAAUUUGUGAUAAGGAGAGCUGCAACCAACCGAGUAUUGAAUGUCCUUCGACACUGGGUCUCAAAGCAUUCUCAGGAUUUUGAAACCAACGAUGAACUAAAAUUUAAAGUUAUUAGCUUUCUGGAAGAAGUCAUUCAUGACCCUGAACUUUUGACCCAAGAAAGAAAAGCAGCUGCCAAUAUUAUAAGGACUUUGACACAGGAAGACCCAGGGGACAACCAGAUUACACUGGAGGAGAUCGUACAGAUGGCUGAAGGAGUGAAAGCAGAACCCUUUGAAAACCACUCUGCUUUGGAAAUAGCUGAACAGCUGACUCUACUAGACCACCUGGUCUUUAAGAAGAUUCCAUAUGAAGAGUUUUUUGGACAAGGCUGGAUGAAGGUUGAGAAGAAUGAAAGGACUCCUUACAUCAUGAAAACCACCAAGCAUUUUAACGAUAUCAGUAACCUGAUAGCUUCAGAAAUCCUCCGAAGUGAGGAUGUCAAUGCCCGAGUUAGUGCCAUUGAAAAGUGGGUGGCAGUGGCUGACAUCUGCCGAUGCCUACACAAUUACAAUGCUGUGCUAGAAAUCACCUCCUCCAUGAACCGCAGCGCAAUCUUCAGACUGAAGAAAACAUGGCUGAAAGUCUCCAAACAGACAAAAGCUUUGAUUGAUAAACUCCAAAAACUUGUGUCAUCAGAGGGCAGAUUUAAGAAUCUGAGAGAAGCUCUGAAAAAUUGUGACCCACCUUGUGUUCCAUAUCUUGGAAUGUACCUCACUGAUUUGGCAUUUAUAGAAGAAGGAACACCCAAUUAUACAGAGGAUGGCCUGGUAAACUUCUCCAAAAUGAGAAUGAUAUCCCAUAUCAUCAGAGAGAUCCGUCAAUUUCAACAAACAGCCUACAAAAUAGAACACCAAGCAAAGGUAACACAAUAUUUACUGGACCAAUCUUUUGUAAUGGAUGAAGAAAGCCUUUAUGAAUCCUCUCUACGAAUAGAACCCAAAUUACCAACCUGAAGAGCAGACCAGGGAACCACAGCUAAAGUGUAUACAUUCUAUAUGAUAAUGUACAUACUUGUUUUGUUUCUCUUGGACAGCCUAGAUUUUCUUCUCAGUAUGUGCUUCUCAAAUGAAAUAAAAUCAUCGUCAUUCUUAGAUUAUUACAGUAGGACUGGAAUACAAAUUUCUGCAUUGUUUAAGAUUUCACAACCCAACCCUGUUUCCUGCAGUGCCUAUUUCUUUUGAACACCUGUAUUAUUCUGUUCUUUUAUUCUCAUGCUUUCUCCUCAAAAGAGGAAAAAUGAACCAAUGUAAGAAGCCCUGCGCACCAAUAAUUGCUUCCUUUUUCCCCAGCCCAGAUCCCUGUGGUUCUGAUGGGUUAGCAAUUGAGGCGCUUACCAGCAUAUUUUACAUAGUUGUUAUAAAUGGGGAAAACACACACAUGCAUAUAUACAUGCCUUUUGAAGUCAAGUCAUUUUAAUAUAUAUAUAUAUAUAUGUAUAUAUAUAUAUACAUAUAUUCCUGCUGGCAGUGAAGUAAUUUCAAAAGCAAAUUUCUGCAAAAAAAAAAAAAAUUAAAACCCACUGUUAUAAAGAAUUCCCAUCACUAAAUAAUCUUGAUGGAACAGAGUAGUUUAAGCUAGAAUUCAUCACACUUUAAGAAGACCGCUAUCUUGUCUGACACCAUAUCAUUCAUUGUUCUAUUAAUAUAAGACAGCAUGAAUCACAGUUUAAAUAAACUGAAUGAGGUUCUAUACCUUUGUGAGGAAAACUACCUUCAGUGUAACUUAUUACAAUCCAUGAUUUUUGUAGAUUGCUGCCCAGAGUUCAUUUAUAGUAAGGAAUACAUACACACACACACACAAAAUGUAACUUUUAAUAUUUCACCUACAUAACAGUCAUUACAGGCUUAUGUUGAGAUGCUAUAAAUCUGUAUACCUUGUGAUAAUCAGUACCAUAAUGUAGAAUUAGAGAAAUAAUUACCCAGUGUUUUUAUUGCAUAUACUGUAAUCCUGUCUAAAUAUCUUCUAGCAGGAAUAUAGUAAUGUAGUGCUUAUUCUGUGAAUACUACCAUGUAUUUUUUUACAUUGUACAGUAUAUAAAACACAGUUGAACUUCAAAGUGGCAGGCAUGUUCCACUAAAGCAAACAGAAGACUUUUGCUGUAAGCAAUACCUAGCGGUAUGAGAAUUCUAUUUCAAGUCCUAAAAUAUUUCAACUUACAGCUUGUUUGAAAAAAGCAAAAUUUCCAUUUUUGUAAAACUAUAUGUUUCCUGAUUACCUCUUGCUAAUAAAUCUAUUCUAUCUCAGGGUGAACAAUGAGUUUAGACGCGUUUAUCCUGGAUUUUUUCUUUCCCAUUCAAUUCAGCUCAAUCUUUCUUUAACACCUUCUAUGAGCCUGGCGACAUACAAGGUAUUGUGAGGUAUACCAAGCAUAGAACAUUGUCCCUUCUCUGAAAGAGUUAUCAGUCUUGCCGGGGAAAUGAGACAUACACAAAUAAUAAAUAAAUAACAAACAGGGAGAGUAGAGAUGUGUGUCUGCUGUGAGCCAGAGUGGUUGAUACCUUGUUUUCUUCCUAAGUGUUAGCUACCCUCCUAAGAGAUAAGCAGAUACUGGUAGCUAGGCAGAGAAGAGGGAUCAGGUUGGCUUAUAAGUAGUCAUCCUUGGAACUCAGGCAAAUAAAAACAGAAAACAGACAAUCUGGCAAUCGAAUUAGGAACCUAAAGUACUAUUACUGUACCAAGAGCCCAGGAAAUAUGGACACCAAGAGAACUGUUGCAAUAACCUGUAAGGUAUUCAUUUGUUUAAAUUCAUUCAUCCAACAGAUAUUUGUUGAAAGCAUACUAUGAGCAAGGUGCUGUCCCAGGUGUCCAGGGGGUCAAGAGAGGUACGAAGAACACAUUCCAUACCCUCAAUGACCCCUCAGAACAGCAGCGAAGUAAGACAUUUAUACAAGCAAAUUUAAUAAAAGAAAGCCUGUGGGGGCAGCUAGAAUGUGCAGUAGAUAAAGCACCAACCCUAGAUUCAGGAGGACUUAAGUUCAGGUCUAGCCCCAGGCACUUGACACUUACUAGCUGUGUGACCCUGGGCAAAUCACUUAACCCCCAUUGCCCUGAAAAAAAUAAAUAAAUAAAAAGAAUAAAAGGAAGCCUGUGAUAAGAUCCAGAUAUAUGAUGGUCAGUCAGUGAACAAAAAUUUGUCAGGUGCUUAGUAUGUGACAGGUACUAUGCUAAGCACUUGGCAAUACAAAGAAAGGUGGAAAAAAAAACCAGUCCCUGCCUUCAAGGAGAAUACAUUCUAUGGGGAGGGACAACAUGUAAAUAACUAGUAUAUAAAAGGUAUAUAUACAGCAGACAAAGGUAUACCAAACUUUUCUAACUAAGGUGAUCAACAAUUAAAUCUAAUAUAAGCUGAUCUCCCUAAUAAAGGUAAAAGGACUUCUUUUUCAAUUCUCUUUGCUAUAGCAUAUUUAAAAGUAUUAAUGGUCUUAAAAUAGGUUAGAAGGAAUAAUCCAGGAAGGAAGCCAGAAAGAAAAGGAUUCAAAGAGAAAUAGAAAGAAAUUAGUGUAAAGAAGUAGAUAACAUUAACAAAAAUAUUGUAUUCAGACCACAGGCAAGAGAUAAUCUGACAGUAUUCUUCCCUGGUCAGACCACAUCUAAAGGAUUUGUAUCCUUUUCUGGCCACUGUACUUUAAAAGGAAUAUUGACCAACUAGUGGAUAUCUGGAAAACAGUGACAAAAAAAAUAAUGUGGGGUCUAAAAAUCAUAAAAUAUAAGGAACGAUUGAAGAAAAUGGUUUAGCCUGGAGAAGAGAAAUCUAAGGGGAGACAUGAUGUUAUCUUCAAAUAUUUAAAAGGAUGUCACAUGAAAGAUGAGGUAGAUUUUGUUCUUUGUUUCUCUAAAUUAAUAAGACUAGUGGCAGGAAGUUACAUAAAGCAGGUAUCAGUUCACUAUAAAUAUCCUUUGACUAAGAGCCAAUCCCUAAUAGAUAAGUGAUAAAAAUUAUAUGAACCAAGUUUUCAAAAGAACUGCAAACCAUCAGCAAGCAUAUAAAAAUUGCUCCAAAAAACUAAUAAAAGAAAUGAAAAUUAAACAAUUCUGAUAUUUCACCUGUCACCCAUUGAACUGGCAGUUGAUUAAAGAGAAAGAAAAAUAGUCAAUGUUGGAGGAGCAGUGGAAAGAUAGGCAGACUACUUAGCUGUUGGUGGAGUUGUGAAUUGAUCCAACAGGUCUGGAAAACAAUUUGGAAUUAUACAAGGAAAGUUACUAAACUGUUCAUACCUUUUUGACCCAGCAAUACCACUUUUGGACAUGUAUCCUCAAGGAGGUCAUUGACAAAAUGGUCCCAUGAAAACAUUUAUAUUUUGUACUAGCAAAAAAAAAAAAAAAAAAAAACCUAGAAACAAUGUGGCUAACCAUCACUUUGAAAAAAGUUGGAGAAACUGUACUAAUCUAAUAUAUGAAGGAAUGUGGGAAUGUAGUGAAACAUUAUUGUGCCA